Plasmodium inui San Antonio 1 is the source of this 2490-nucleotide messenger RNA. RefSeq lists its product as hypothetical. The transcript has a single exon. NCBI's taxonomy places the organism in Eukaryota, Apicomplexa, Aconoidasida, Haemosporida, Plasmodiidae. Bases 1 to 2490 code for a protein of 829 amino acids. The record is from RefSeq and is a predicted model, not a curated record.
AUGGGGGAGGGACACUCAAAGCAUACCCUGAACUACGGUUCUCUGAGCGAGGAAGAUGUAGAUAAAAUACGAAAAAGAUUUAACCUAAACAAAAAGGAAAUAAACGAGAGGGUCAGAACCCUAGAUUUUAUUUACGUGUAUCCUCACAUCUUAAGACCCUAUAUUGCCCUUGUACUUCCCUCCUUCUAUGAAGUGUUGAGAAAAACAAACAGGAAAAAUGAAAACAAGAUGAGUAAUUAUGCUUUGAAUUAUGCCCUAAAUAUCCUUUUUAAUAAAAACAGUAAAAAAGUGAAUAGUGAAAUAUCCCUGCAGGAUAUUAUAAAUAUACUGUCCUAUAUUCGUACUGUCAAAACGAGAGUUCUCGUGAGAAUAUUAUUCAGGACCUUUUUAAAGUACACAAUAUCGAAGAGAAAUAACCGGAGUAUAAAUAGCAAUAUCCAGUCGAGGAAAUUGAAAAAUGUAGAAGAGAAAGAAGAGGCAGAUAAUGAAAACGGCAUGGAGAGGGUCUUCCUUAAGGAGGAUGACAAUAAAAGUGAACCAAAAGGGGACACACCCUGUUGUGCGUUUAAAAGCGGCAGGGGGAAAAAAUCCAGUGAAGGAAUCUGCACAAAUGAGGAUGUGACCCUUGAGGAAGAGGGGGUAGACCAAGAUGGGGAGGGAGAUCCCCAGGGAGGAAGAGGUGUCCCCUACUUGGGGAAUAAUCCCCCAAAUGAGGAAAACGAUGUCGACGCGGAUACGGAUGAUGAGGACUCCCCUGGGGAAGAAGACCCUAUGGGUCGAAACCGAAACUCCUUCGAAUUCGUCCUCUCAGAUUCAAAUGUAAGAAUAAUAAAUAAAAAUAAAAAAAAGGAAAGAAAUUACAAAUUUAUCAAGGAUAAUAUAUUUAUUUUGGACAAACAUAAACUAAAGAAUCAGUACCCAAAAAACUACAUCAUGAAGGAUUUAAUAUCUGUGGAAGAAGCCAUGCACCACCUGUUCACCUACAUGUAUAUUGAGCAACUCUACAUGCUAUGCUCAGAUAACACUCUUUUUAAGCUAACAAAUAGGAACCCCAUUUCAGGAAAAAAAAACGACUUCUUAAAACUCUCGGCAAGCAGUGGCUACGAUGAUAUACCAGCACUGAACAGAAAGAACAGUUGGGACGUGGCCUAUUUCUUUAACGAACUGUUUUAUUCUCUCGAGGCAAAAUUAGACUUCCAAAAUAUUAUCACCGGAUUUAGACUUUUUGUAAACUCGAUCGAUAAUAACAAGCACUCCAUAUAUUCGCUGGCCACUGAAUAUAUCAGCUCGACGUUCACAGUUUUGAGUGGAAACUAUACCAACGCGACGUUUAAGCAUUUUAUGGACAGCGAUGAUGUCCUGUCGGGCGAGGCAGGACGGAAGAACGGGGACGAGCCAAACGGGACAAAUGAUGACAAAAGAGAAGACGAAUUCGAAAAUCUGAACGACAUGUGCAUAAACAGCAUAGAGCUGAUACACACGAUAUAUACGAACAUGAAAAAGAGCGAAAUAAAAAAAAGAAAAGAAAAAAGUGAACAAGAUGAAAAAAGAAGCAAGCUGAAUGAAGACAAGUACGAAAAGUCAUCUUCCAUAGUGGAAAUUCAAAAUGCAACAAAGGGGUGGAGAGGAUUAUUUUUAAACAAAACAAGUAAAAUAUUAACAGACGAAAUUGUUUUCACCUUGCGACAGUGCUCCCCAUGUUUCUUGAACAACGCAUGGUUUAGACUCUAUGCUUCAUGGAAACAAGGCACAAGUUUCAACCGAUUUAUUAGCUCUCUUUUCUAUUAUGAGUCCCCAGUUGUUAUUGUAAUCAAGACAAAGGAUAAUCAAAUUUUGGGAGCUGUGAGUACUACCCCCUUAAAGGAUUCUCACCUCUUCCAGGGUUCAUCCAACGAUUUCUUAUUUUCAGCUCAUCCCGUUUUUAGAAUUUUAAGAUCAAAUCAAUUUGGCACAAAUUAUGUCUACUUGAAUAGCAAAAACUCCUUUUAUCCAAAGGGCCUCGGGUUUGGAGGAAGAACUGAGUGCUUCAGAUUAUUUCUCAGUGACGAAUUUAAGGACUCCUACUGUACCCAGUCGGAUUACACAUAUAAAAGUGGCCACCUGUACUUCCCUCACCAUCAGAAGGAGAGGCGUGCUAGUCGAGACCGUAAUAAAAAGGAGAGUAGUAAUAACAAUGCUACCUCCACCAGUGGUAUCAAUUCUCGAAACGUGAGUCACACACGGGGAGCGUAUGAAGACGAGGAUGAAGACGACGACGAUAAUGCGGACAGAUUCCUUUAUAAACUGUCCGUCAAUGAGGUGGAAGCUUGGGGAUGCGGUGAUGAGAGGGCCCUCGAACAACAGGCCAUCAUGCAGCAGAAGGAGGAGGCGUCUAAACAGGAGAGGUCAACUGAUAAGUCCAAAAUUGUACAGAACAGUUUCGACAAGGAAUUCCUACUUCCCAAGGUUUUCGUCGGGGGAAAGUACGAGGAGCUAUCCCCAGAUAAGUAG